CUGAGGUCGCCCUAGCCCCAUUUGGGGUGGGUUACGAUUUUCCCGGAGUAAAGGCAAAACAAGCAUCCAUGGCCUUUGGGCCAUCACGAUGUGAAGAUCUACAGCAAUGUGGGUCCUAUUUCCAACACCAGCAAAUGCAGAGUCACUUAUUCAAACACUCGUGCUAUUCAAUAAGGAAAGGUGCCCCACUGUUGCAGCCGUAGCCAAAGAUUUAAAAAGGUAGAUGCCCCUCACUCUCCUCCUGUCGCCAUUUUUCUUUUCUCUCAUCUUCUUCAGAAUUCAGAGAAAACGACCCAAUUUCUUUAAUUUUCUCCCAACCUGUAACUCAUUUUCUUGAAUCUUUGCUUUUACAUUCUUGAUCAUCUAUUUAUUUAUAUUGUUAUAAGGUUACAUAUAUACAUAUACGUAUACAUGGGUUGCACUGUGAGGGAGAAGCAUAUCCGUACAAAUCGGAGAGCACGAUCAGCUAAACCUGAAUUUGACCCCUGCUGUUAUGCGUCCUCGAUAUCCAAGUCCAUUCUUGAAUCAGGCCUCAAACCCUUGGCUUACCACCUGGGUCUGCACGAUCCAACCCACACCAAUCCAAACCCUAAUUCAUCUAAUGCUAAUCUUGAAGAUAAUGGUUGGGGUUAUUGUACUGAAGAACAAUUGGAAGAAAUCUUAUUAAAGAACCUUGAAUUUUUGUAUAAAGAAGCAAUUGCUAAGCUUGUUUCAUUGGGUUAUGAUGAAGAUACUGCUUUAAAAGCGAUUUUGCGUAAUGGGCAUUGCUAUGGUGGUAUGGAUGUUUUAACUAAUAUAUUGCAUAACUCUUUGGCUCAUUUGAAUAGCAAUUCCGGUACUAAUUGCAGUAGCAGUCAUGGGAGUUUAGAUGAAUCCGAGCCUGUUUUUAAUGAUUUAAGGCAAUUGGAGGAGUAUUCUCUUGCGGCCAUGGUUUGUUUGCUGCAACAAGUUAGACCACAUUUGAGUAAAGGUGAUGCCAUGUGGUGUUUAUUGAUGAGUGAUCUUCAUGUGGGUAGGGCGAGUACUAUUGAAAUUCCACCUGGUAAUGGAAAUAUUACGGUGCAGAGCAGUCUAGAGAGUUUCAGUAGCAAUGGUGUUGAUAAUGGGGUUGGUGUUGUAGCACCGGCCCUAUGCAGAUUUCAUGGAGGGUGGGGGUUUGGGAAUGAAGGAGGAUCAGAAUUUGCUGUCAAUGGGUUUUUCUCUUAUAGUGCAGAAAUGACUUUGCCAAAGGACAUUGAUUGUCCUAAGAGGUUUAACCUUUCACCUUCAAUGAAAUCUCUGUUGAAGAGGAAUGUUGCCAUGUUUGCUGCAGGUUUUAGGGCUAAUUCAAAACAGAUGCAGUUGCAGUCUCAGGCUCAACCGGAGUCUUGUGUGGGUGUUUCGUCAGGUGGGGAUGUAACCCCAGCUUCUGCAGGUAGCAGGGUUCUGGUUGAGAAUGGUGAAGUGUCUCAAAAUUCGAAAAACCAAGAUGGGGUUAACUCCGUGUGGAACAAGUUUCAAGAUGGGAUUAGUUCAGUGUUAAGUAAGUUCAGUGACUUGAAUCUUGAUGAAAAUUUGGAGCUUGCUGGAGAAGAUCAGAAGGAUGAGAUGAUAGUUACUCUGCUUCAUCAGAUUAAGGAUUUGGAAAGACAAGUAAAAGAGCGAAAAGAGUGGGCACAUCAGAAGGCAAUGCAAGCUGCAAGAAAGCUUAGUAGUGAUUUGACAGAGCUUAAAAUGUUGAGAAUGGAGAGGGAGGAAACACAGCGAUUGAAGAAGGGGAAACAGACUCUUGAGGAUUCAACAAUGAAGAGGCUCUCAGAGAUGGAGAAUGCUUUGAGGAAGGCAAGUGGCCAAGUGGAUCGGGCAAACGCAGCUGUGAGGCGGCUUGAGACUGAGAAUGCAGAAAUCAGAGCAGAGAUGGAGGCUUCUAAGUUAAGUUCAUCAGAGUCCACGUCAACGUGUAUGGAGGCUGUGAAGAGAGAGAAAAAAUGGCUGAAGAAGCUCUUGGCUUGGGAGAAACAGAAAACUAAGUUGCAGGAUGAGAUUGCAGAUGAGAAACAGAAGAUCAAGGAGUUGCAGAGAUGCUUGGCAAUGGUUGAGCAGGCUCAGAAGGAAGCUGAGGCAAAAUGGAGGCAGGAAGUGAAGGUGAAAGAGCAGGUUUUGGCCCAGGUAGAGGAGGAACGGCGGUCUAAGGAAGCAGCUGAGGCCAGCAAUAAAAGGAAGCUUGAGGCUUUGCGCCUCAAGAUAGAGAUAGACUUCCAGCGCCAUAAGGAUGAUCUCCAGAGACUUGAGCAGGAGCUUUCACGUCUAAAAGCAUCUGCAGAGUCCCCUGACUUGAAUCAUCAGUUAAGUACUUUACCCUCUGGAAAGCCUGAGAAGACAAAGCCCCAAGGAGAAACAAUUGCUAGGCUGCUGCAUGAAUUAGAUAAACUGGAGGAUUCAUCUGAUAAAGGAGCCAACUGUGAAAGAGAUUGCAUAAUUUGUAUGAAGGAUGAAGUCUCUAUUGUUUUUCUUCCAUGUGCCCACCAAGUUAUGUGUGCCAGUUGCAGUGAUAAUUAUGGGAAGAAGGGUAAAGCUACUUGUCCAUGUUGUCGGGUUCCAAUAGAACAGAGAAUCCGUGUUUUUGGUGCAAGUUCGUAAUCAUGGGUUGGUGCGACAGUAAUAAAGGUCAACCGAAGUUUUACUUUUCUAUAUGCUUGAUGGUACGCAUUUUCUAUUUUCUUGCAGGACUGCUUGCUAUGACAUAUAUACUUGCCUUGAAACACUACUGCUUGUACUUGCAUCACAAUGAGGAUGUAGGUAAAUAAGAAGUAAACUUCUUUUAGGCUCAUGAUUUUACACAUACUUGCCGUGAACAAAAUGCUGGUCUUUCAGCGAGAUGAGAAUGUAUUUAAAUAAGAGCUGAGCAGGCUCUAGCUUUUAUCCUAAAACAAAUGAAAUGUUUGUUUUACCUUA
This is a messenger RNA of Ricinus communis (castor bean), 2934 nucleotides long. Its product is annotated as MND1-interacting protein 1. The record is from RefSeq and is a predicted model, not a curated record. The transcript is spliced from 2 exons. Lineage: Eukaryota; Viridiplantae; Streptophyta; Magnoliopsida; Malpighiales; Euphorbiaceae. Bases 412 to 2619 code for a protein of 735 amino acids.